AUGGAGAGCUCUGUGAAGCAGCUCUACUCGGCUCAUUUAACCUUCAUACAUCAUGAAACCAAUCUUUACUUCUGGGCCGAGUUCUCAGCGGACCAGAUUGAGGACUUCAAGGAGGCUUUCGGCCUUUUCGACAGAGUCGGUGACGCUCAGGUGGCCUUCAACCAGGUCGCUGACAUCAUGCGCGCUCUUGGCCAGAAUCCCACCAACAAGGAUGUUACAAAGAUUCUGGGCAACCCCUCCGCCGAUGACAUGGCCAACAAGAGGCUCAACUUCGAAGCUUUCCUGCCCAUGCUGAAGGAGGUGGACGCUCAACAGAAGGGUACCUAUGACGACUACGUUGAGGGUCUGCGCGUCUUCGACAAGGAGGGUAACGGCACAGUCAUGGGCGCUGAGCUGCGUAUCGUGCUGUCCACCCUGGGAGAGAAGAUGACCGAGCCCGAGAUUGAUGCCCUCAUGCAGGGACAGGAGGACGAGAACGGCAGUGUGCACUACGAGGCUUUCGUCAAGCACAUCAUGUCUGUGUAAGAGGCAGCAGGAGGAGAAGCUGCAGCUCGCUGCAGACAGCCAACGGUGUUACAACAUCUACCCGGCAACAAAGACCAACCAAGGAAAGACAAGGACUAUGUACAAGGGAUGUUGAAGCAAACCCAUCUUGUUUUUUAUUUUGUUUUUCUUUCCAUAUCGUCUCAAACCCUCCUCUCUCGGGACACCACCUCUCCAUUGUAGACCCCCAUCCCCCGCCUGGCCUCCCCCCGGGGCGCGUCUCCACCCGUAUGGGGUGAGGAACGGGGGAGGAGGGAUGGCCGCUCAUCAAGUGGGGGUCGAUCCCUCCUUCCCACCGCCACCUCAUCCAGUCACGCCAUCACUGGCCCAGCAAUGCCAAAGGUGCUGGACAAUGGUCGUGGAUAGACCGCCAAACGUCUCCCACCUCCCUGAAAAGUUUUAUUUAUUGUCACUCUGUUCAUUUCAGAAUAAACUUUUCCAACGUACAUCCCAUCUGGGUUGAUUCUUGAUCUUUUAUUGCUCACAUACGGUUAUAGAUAUGCUUUAGUAGCCUAUAUAUGAUCAUAAACUACAUGACUCUGGAGAUA
Molecule: messenger RNA, 1091 nt
Organism: Centropristis striata (black sea bass)
Lineage: Eukaryota; Metazoa; Chordata; Actinopteri; Perciformes; Serranidae
Gene: mylz3
Product: myosin, light polypeptide 3, skeletal muscle
Exons: 6
Coding region: 1-525 (174 amino acids)
Cellular component (GO): myosin II complex; contractile muscle fiber
Molecular function (GO): calcium ion binding
Source: RefSeq, a predicted model, not a curated record